Molecule: messenger RNA, 2007 nt
Organism: Trichoderma citrinoviride
Lineage: Eukaryota; Fungi; Ascomycota; Sordariomycetes; Hypocreales; Hypocreaceae
Exons: 4
Coding region: 1-2007 (668 amino acids)
Biological process (GO): regulation of DNA-templated transcription
Molecular function (GO): zinc ion binding; DNA-binding transcription factor activity, RNA polymerase II-specific
Source: RefSeq, a predicted model, not a curated record
AUGACGUCGAAAAGGCCGCAAUGCUGGGAAUGCCAGCGCCGCAGCUCGCCGUGCGACGGCAAGAUCCCCGUCUGCGGCAACUGCAGCGCCGCCGGCAUGGUCUGCCCCGGCUACAACAACGCCCGGCCGCUGACGUGGCUGCCCACGGGCAAGGUGUCGCGGCUGCAGAAGCCAAAGGCUAACAAGGGCCGGGGCUACGGGGCGAAACCGGCGGCGGCGGCAGGCAGACGGCAGCAGCAGCAGGCCAGGCCGGGUCCGGGUCCGGGUCCGCGUCCCGGCGCAACGGGGAGGUUGUUGUCGAGCAGCACGCUGGAGCGAGGGGCGUCAGGGUCGGGGUCGUCGACGAGAUGGCGGAGGAGGAGGGAGGAGGAGGAGGUCAGGACUGAUGGCCGCGGCGUGAACAACGACAGCUACAUCACCGAGAAUGGCGCCAGCAACAACAAUAACAGCGACAUGGAGAGCAUCACCACCACCACCAACACCGUCACAAACAGCACCGCCAGCAGCAGCGGCAGUGACCGGAGCAGCGACGCCGGCAUCUUCUCCGACGCUUCGCCCGGCGACUCGACAUCGCUGGUGGCGAUUGUCCGCAGUGACCAGGGUCAUCGGGAAGACGACAACAUGAAUAGCAGCAGCAUCGACGUCUGCUCCGACGGGAAUGAGAACAUGAGCACGACGAGUCUUCAGGUGGUCGCCAGCAGACAGCUGCAGCAAUGGGGCUCUACCAACAGCUCCAGGCAGAUGCAGGUGUCUGUUCCGCCGGACCUGAGGCCCGAGCAGUGGGACUUUGUCGACGCAAUACAGUACUACAACAACCUCCUCCUCCCCAAGCUCCGCGCAAGACAAAUCGUCCAGAACCCCGCCUGGGGAGGCGAGCUCAACGGCAAGGCCCUGCAGGCCCUCACGGCGGCCAACCGGCACUGCAUCCUCGCCAUCGCCGUCGGCUACCGCAUCAUGUGCGUCUCCAUCAUCCACGGGCUGGACCUGGAGCCGUCGACGUCCGGCCCUGCGUCCCACCUGUGGCUCGAGUUUUACCGGCACAUGGGCAAGUCGAUUCGGGCUCUGAACGACGAGAUCCAGCGCAGCGGCAACGUGUUUAACAUCUUCUCCAGCAUGGCUCACUUGAUGAGCGCAGAGGUCCUCGUCUCCAACUCGCUAUCAUGGCGUCUUCAUGCCGACGGCUACCUCAUGCUCAUCAGGCACUGCGGCGGCCUCCGCAAACUGAUGAACACUUCCGCAACCCCCCUAUUGAUGCAAAGCUUCGUCAUCGGCAUCACCGUCUUCAACACCACAAGCCCCAGCCACGCCCAACUCGUCGACGCCUGCAACUUCGACGUCGACGAUGUCAUGGCCCUCUACGAGAUCGGGAGCAGCCCCCUCUUCUACUGCCCCGCGCCUCUCUUCCGCGAAAUCUUCCUCAUCAACCGCCUCCGCCUCGAAGCCGCUCUCUCGUCUCCCGACCCCCUUUCUGAUCCCAGCAGCAGCAACAGCAGCAGCAGCAGCUCUUCCUGUGACAUCCUCGCGCGGAUUGACGCGUAUUCCGUGCCGCCUGUGCCGACGGAAUCGCUCGAUAUUGACGACCAAAAGGCUCACAACCUGCUCUCCGUCUCGCUGCUGUUCAAAUCCGCCGUGGCGGUCUUCGCCUCGUUGACACUCCCAUGCACGUCCCGCUGCUGCUGCUGCUCCUCCUCCUCCCCGCGCAAGCCCAGCUGCGCAGAACUGCACGAGAUGCACCGAGCCAAGCUCUUCCAGCUCCUCGACACGACGUCCGAGUUCCUGCCGCUGCUGGACCACAUCCUCUGGCCGGUGGUCGUCGCGGGGACGGCCGCCGCGACGGGCGGCGUCGGGGACAGGAUGCUGGUGGAGAUGUACCUGCUCAACGGCGCGCGGGAUCCCUUCACGGGCGGGUGUACGGGCUCGGCGCUGGCGACGAUGAGGAGGUUCUGGGGGUCGGGGAAGACGGCGUGGGACGAGUGCUUUGAUCAGCCGCAUGCGUGGAUGAUUUGA